This is a messenger RNA of Cydia fagiglandana, 3187 nucleotides long. RefSeq lists its product as uncharacterized. Lineage: Eukaryota; Metazoa; Arthropoda; Insecta; Lepidoptera; Tortricidae. Gene Ontology annotation, molecular function: UDP-glycosyltransferase activity. The record is from RefSeq and is a predicted model, not a curated record. Bases 26 to 3187 code for a protein of 1053 amino acids. The transcript has 16 exons.
ACAACUUUUGAUUUCAGUUAACACCAUGGCAAACACAGUGCUAUCGUCUCUAGUUAUGAUAGCUUUAUUACAUUUAUGUGGCGGUUACAAGAUUUUAGUAGUUUUCCCGUUAGCUAGUAAGAGUCACAAUAUACUUGGGACUGGCUAUGUCAAACAUCUGUUGGAUGCUGGAUAUGAGGUAACUUAUGCAACCCCAUUCCCGACUAACAAAACGACGAAUAAGUAUCAUGAAGUUGAUCUUAGCAAACAUGUAGAGUACUUCGACAAAAAAGUUGGCAAACUGAUAAAUUUAAAGGCUAUCCUCAACAAAGAAACAAACCCCCAAGUACUAGGCAUGUUAACCCAGUUCGUUGAGAUGAUGUGGUCCAUGUUAGAAAUUAAAAACCUCGUGGAUUUCCUCGGCGACACUACGCAGGAGUUUGAUGCUGUUAUUGUAGAGUGGCUUUUCACCGAUGCUUUUGCCGGAUUCGCUACUGUAUACAAUUGCCCGUUGAUCUGGUUCGUGUCCACCGAACCCCACUGGAUGGUCCUGAAGCUGGUCCAUGAGGUCUCAAACCCAGCAUUCAACCCGAGCAUCAUGUCCACAUCGUCACCACCGUUCUCUUUCGUUGAGCGAGCUACCAGCUUGAUAGGCGUGUUUAUGUUUUCAGCCCUCAAAUACUUCUACCUUGGUCCUGCUGAAAAAACAAUAUACGAAGAAUAUUUUGGUCCAUUCGUUCAAAUGAGGGGAAGAUCGCUGCCAGACUAUGAAGAAGUUCUACACAACGGUUCUUUGCUCAUAACUAACUCUCACUCUUCGCUGAGCCAGCCCGUGAGCGUGCCUCCGAACACCAAGGAAAUUUCCGGAUACCAUAUUGAUUCUAACCCUAAACCUUUACCCGCAGAUCUACAAAAACUUAUGGAUGAAGCUAAGCACGGCGUCAUCUACUUCAGCAUGGGAAGCAAUGCCAAGAGCAAAGAUUUUCCCGACGAACUAAAACAAGAUUUUCUGAAAAUGUUCGGUAGUUUGAAACAAACUGUACUCUGGAAGUUCGAAGAACAGCUUCCCAAUCUGCCUAAAAAUGCCCACAUUUUGCAAUGGGCGCCGCAACACAGUAUCCUUGCCCAUCCGAACUUGCGUGUCUUCAUUACGCACGGCGGUCUUCUGUCUACUACUGAAACAGUUUUCUUCGGGGUCCCAGCAGUAGUGAUGCCGUAUGGACUCGACCAACACCUCAAUGCAGAGAGGGCUGUUAACAAAGGCUUUGCACUGAAAGUCGACCUCUCUUACGAGAUGGCUGGCCACAUGAAGCUAGCCAUAGAGGAAAUUCUGAGUAACCCCAAGUACACCGAAAGAGUGAAGCAGCUAUCGCAGAUAUACCACGACCGUCCAGUCUCCCCAGGCAAGGAGCUGGUGCACUGGGUGGAGCACGUGGUGCGCACGCGCGGCGCGCCGCAUCUGCGCUCUCCCGCGCUGCUGCUGCCCUGGUACCAGAAGAUAUACCUCGACCUUCUAGCAGCAGUUUUACUAGCGCUGUUUAUGCUUAAAUUAAUAUUGAAGAAGUUGUGGGGUAUAGGAAAAUAUGCUUUAAUAAAAAUAGGAUUAGUGAAAUCGCCCGUUGUUAAAAACAAGAAAAAAACUAAUACGAUGCCUCGAAUUCAACGAUACUUAUCUGCGCUACUUCUGAUGGCCUGUGCUUGCGAUGGCUACAGGAUCCUGAUCAUGUUCCCGUCUCCGGGCAAGAGCCAUAGCAUCCUCGCCCAGGGCUAUGUCCGUCAUCUCACUAGGGCUGGACAUGAGGUAACGCUUGUCACAUCAUUCCCUUCAAACAGCACAAACCCCAAGUUGCGUGAAAUUGACGCCAGUGACAACUUGGUAACCGUUAAAGGGCGUGCAUUGAAAUUAGGAAGAAUCAUGAAGAAAGAGUAUGACAUAACAGACCAAAGCCUAACAAUAAGUUACUAUGGAAAUGUCGCUCAGAUGUCGCUGAGGAACAAGAAUGUACAACAAGUAUUAAUGGACGACAACGAGCACUUUGAUGUGGUUAUUGCGGAGUGGCUUUUUGAUGAACUUUAUAGUGGGUUGGGUACCGUAUUCAAUUGCCCUUUAAUCUGGGCGUCCACGUUUGAUCCGCAUUGGCUCAUACUACGCCUGAUCGACCAGCCUAGCAACCCCGCGUACGUUGCUAACUGCAAGUCUCUCAACGUGCCACCCUUUACGCUGGUGCAGCGGGUGGAAGAGCUGUGGGCUUUCAUUCGGGUGGCUUUUGCGAAGUUCUUCUACUUCGAUCCAAUCGCAGAAAAAGCCUACAAGGAUAUUUAUGGGCCAGUGUUGGCAAAGAGAGGUAGGCCUCUGCCGUCAUAUGACGAUGUGUUGUACAAUGCGUCGCUCGUCCUGGCAGACUCCCACGCGUCGCUGGGGCAGGCCACUAGUCUUCCACAGAAUUAUAAAAUUGUUGGAGGCUACCACGUGGAAACAGAGGUUAAGCCGUUAUCUCAGGAAUUACAAACGAUUAUGGACAACGCAGAACACGGAGUCGUAUAUUUCAGCAUGGGAAGUAAGCUGAAAAGCACAGAUAUGCCGGAAGAGCUAAAAAAGCGCCUGCUUAAAAUGUUCGGCGUUCUAAAAUACACGGUUCUAUGGAAGUAUGAAGAAAUCCUGUCAGAUAUACCUGAAAACGUUCACAUUUUGAAAUGGGCUCCUCAACAAAGCAUUCUGGCACACCCUAACUGCACCCUUUUCAUAACACACGGAGGAUUACUGUCUACCACAGAAUCUGUUCACUUCGGCAAGCCCAUCAUCGCUAUACCAGUGUUCGGAGAUCAAUAUAUCAACAGUAAGAGCGCCGCGCACAAAGGAUUCGCCAAGGUGGUCGAAUUGGGCUACGAUUUAGAUAAGGACUUGAAGGAAGCCAUUGACGAGGUCACCAGUAAUACCAGGUACAGUGAACGAGCAAAAGAAUUAUCAUUAAUUUACCACGACCGUCCAGUGUCCCCAGGCAAGGAGCUAGUGCACUGGGUGGAGCACGUGGUGCGCACGCGCGGCGCGCCGCAUCUGCGCUCCCCCGCGCUGCUGCUGCCCUGGUACCAGAAGAUGUACUUAGACGCAUUAGCACUGAUGAUGGCGGCUGUGGCUGCUGUCAUUUAUUUGAUUGGGAAGCUAUGCCGUUUACGCAAGUCGAUUGUUACUAAAGAAAAGUAUUUAUAG